ACUGUGUGAUUGGUCACUGUGUUUGCGUGCAGCGCGUAGAAACCGACAACAGACAUGGCGGAUGACCAUACUGAUGCUGAACAAAGCCUGGAAGGGCAUACACCAGUUGCAGAUAACCCACAUGCAGAAUAUGGUCUUACAGAAAAUGCACAGAGAAUAGUUGAAAAUGAGAAGACAAGUGCAGAAAAGGUCUCGAAACAGAAAGUGGAUCUCCAGUCCCUUCCCACGCGUGCAUACCUGGACCAGACUGUUGUGCCCAUUCUUCUACAAGGACUCUCUGUGUUGUCAAAAGAAAGACCUCCAAAUCCCAUCGAAUAUCUAGCAGCAUAUCUGCUGAAGAACAAGUCACAGUUUGAGGAUCGAAAUUAGUACCCUGGAGUGGACAUACACUGAUGCAUCACCAAGAAGAUCUGUAAUUCACAAAUGUCUUUUUUUCUUUUCUUGAAAUACUCAUAUCUGGAUUGCUACAAAUAACGUUGUUUUUGUUUAGUUUUUUUCAUUGCAGAAUAAAGUGCAAUUGAAUUUAA
This is a messenger RNA of Polyodon spathula (Mississippi paddlefish), 527 nucleotides long. RefSeq names its product dpy-30 histone methyltransferase complex regulatory subunit (gene dpy30). The record is from RefSeq and is a predicted model, not a curated record. The coding region runs from base 55 to 369 and encodes 104 amino acids. Gene Ontology annotation, cellular component: Set1C/COMPASS complex. The transcript has 5 exons. Lineage: Eukaryota; Metazoa; Chordata; Actinopteri; Acipenseriformes; Polyodontidae.